Molecule: messenger RNA, 1825 nt
Organism: Cajanus cajan (pigeon pea)
Lineage: Eukaryota; Viridiplantae; Streptophyta; Magnoliopsida; Fabales; Fabaceae
Source: RefSeq, a predicted model, not a curated record
UUAUUAGAAAAGAAAAAACUUUUGUGAUUUUUACGUCUCAGAAGAGAAUUAAUGCUUGACUAUCAAUUGGAGAUAUAAGAAAUUUCCCCUUUCAUAAUUGCACUAGUUUACUUUCUUUGGUAAAGAAAUCAAAUAUUUUUCAAUACUUCAUUAAACCAUCUAACCUUCAUAUAUACUAUGCAGAAUAUUCUUUCACCUUUGUGCCGUAAAUCUAGCAACUUAUUUUGGUAAUCUCUUGGACAUAAAUGUGGAAGUGAAAGUUAUAUUUUGUGACUUUGGAGGGGGUGCGCAUGCUUUUGAGCUCAUAGUGCGGCUUUGCUACAAUAGCAGUAUGGAGAUAACUCCAUCCAACGUGGCCAUGCUAUGUUCUGCUGUUAAUGUCUUGGAGAUGGAAUGUGAUGAUGGUCCUGGAACACCCAACUUGAAACCCCACAUUGAAAAAUUUCUUGAAGGGAUUCGGUUCUGGACUUGGUCUGAGCUCCUUGAAGCAUUGAAACAGUGUCAAGGCUUAUUCUCUUUCAAAGGUUAUUUGGCAAUUCUGGACAGAAUUGUGGAUCACUUGAUAGAGAGGCUAGCUUCACCAGGCAUUACAAGCCCAAACACAUGUUCCUCCAACAGAUCCAGCUUCCAGUUUUCUUGUGACACCAGCAGUAAUAACAGUUGGAGAAAUAACUGCUCUGGGGCUACAUGGUGGUUUGAACAUCUUCUUUUCUUGAAGAUUGAUUUGUUGGACAAGGUCAUAAGGACAAUGUUAUCUUAUGAUUUUGACCAUGGUGUGAUCUCUAGGUUUCUGUUCUGCUAUCACAACUCAACUUGUCUUGGUGCUGCACAAGUUGAGAAGGUUCAGACUACUAAGGUUGUAAUUGAUCUUCUUUUUCUGCUAGAUUUGAGGUCAAUUUCUUGCAAGGAUUUAUUCAAUCUUAAUCGAAUUGCUGUUACUUUGAAAAUGAGCAGAAGUUGCAUAAACAAGAUAGAAAGUCUUAUAGGUCCUUUGCUGGAUCAAACAACAGUUGAUUAUCUACUUCUUCCAUCUCCACACGGGAGAGACACUGUAUAUGAUGUUGAUUUUGUCCUAAGGCUCAUACACAUAUUUUUCUUUGGAGGCAGUUUUGAGUUAACUUCGAAUCAACUUAAGAGAGUGGCGAAAAUGAUGGAUUUGUUCCUUGUGGAAGUUGCUCCAGAUCCGCAUCUCAAACCUUGUGAGUUCGAAGCAUUGAUUACAGUGCUCCCAGAUACUGCAAGGGAAUCUCAUGAUCAAUUUUACCUAGCUAUGGACAUGUAUUUAAAGGUCCAUGCAGGAUUAAGUGAAAAAGAAAAGAUAAGUAUCUGUUGUACACUGAAUCACGAGAAGCUGUCAGCAGAACUUUUGAGACAUCUUACUCGAAACUUGGUAUUUCCUUUAGAGGCAAAACCAAGAGCUUAUGUUACUAGACAAUGCCGAAUGAAAACCUUGCUCCAGGAAAACGAUCAUUUGAAAAACUUUUUUGACUCCGUGUUUCGGAAAAGCUUCAAGAACAUGGAAGUGAAAGAGGAUGUUGAAAAGAGAAGCUAUGAUGCUGAGGAGCUUAGUAGAGAUUUGGAAGGAAUGCAAAGUGGGACCCAGCUGGCCAGUGUAAAGAAGUCAGGGGCUCAUAUUAUGAGCAAUGCUAUAUACUUGCCAAAACUCUGUUCAUGAUGUUUAGUUUCAGAUUUCACCUUCAAUUUUGUUUAUCCUUGUGUAGCCUUCGACUAUUAAAGGACUAAAGUUACUGAAAUCCUGUACAGAUAUCAUAUUCUACGUAUCAGAUUUCAUAUAUGAUAUGAUUUUGGCGAGUGACCACAAAAU